Messenger RNA from Penicillium antarcticum, 774 nucleotides. RefSeq names its product putative GPI anchored protein. The record is from RefSeq and is a predicted model, not a curated record. Bases 1 to 774 code for a protein of 257 amino acids. The transcript has 2 exons. Lineage: Eukaryota; Fungi; Ascomycota; Eurotiomycetes; Eurotiales; Aspergillaceae.
AUGCGUGCUACACAGUUCCUCGCUUUCGCUGGCCUGAUGCUUGCCGGCAACGUCGCCAUCGCCUCCAAGCUGGACCAUGACGAUGUCCCCAACCGCUGCUGGAACUCCUGUGGCGCCGUUGUAGGAAUCUCCAAGAGUUGUGAUUCUAGAUACGACAAUGAUUCCGCUGAGCUGAAGUGUAUUUGUGACUGGGAGUCUGCCAAAACACAGAUCCCUCUCUGUGCGGCUUGUAUCACCCAGUAUCAAAAGGACCGCAACAUCACCGACAAUGAUCAUGAUCACGACCAUGACCGUGACAAUGAUAACGACCGUGAUAACGACCGUGAUAACGACCGUGAUAACGACCGUGACCAUGACGAUAAUGAUGAUGAUGAUGACGAUAAUGACCAUGACCGUGAUGACGAGAACACUAAGCGCGACUAUGACGACGACGAUGAUGACAACGAAGCCCUGGACCUCGUCUACUCCUGCUCCCUCAGCACAACCACCUACAACUCUGCAGCAGCCACAACCGUGAGUGGCACCGCCACCAGCACAGGAACAGGAACUUUAGCCUCCACCACAGCAACCACUACGGACGGCGCGAGCUCCAGUAAUUCCAACAGCCAGGACUCGACUAGUUCCAACUCCAACUCUGAUUCCAGCUCUGGUUCCUCCACUGAUAGCUCGAGUGCCUCGUCUACCCCGACCCCGGAUGCUGCUGCUGGCUUGAUUGCUCCUGGUACUGUGUCCAUGGCUGGCCUCGUGGGAUUGAUUGCUUUUGCUUGGGUUUAA